AGAAAAGGAAGGUUAUGUGAAGCGGGUCCUUAAAACCCGACCCGCGGGAUCAUGUAUUAGGAAAGAUAAAUAAACUGUAGGUGGAUGCCCUAAUGGUAUCCUUGCGGUCUCAUUAGAAAUAGGGAAAAAUCCCCAAAGAAGAGGUUAUUGAGAGAUGGAUUGGGAUUCAUCAGAGAAAGAGAAAUCAAGCAGAGACAAACAUCGUAGCGAUGAGCACCGCCAUCACCGUAGUUCGAAGCAUCGAUCCGAAGACGGGCGCCACCGAUCUGAAAGAGAAGGAAGCCGUGAAAGAAAGGAUGAAUCCGUGGAGAAAAAGAAUUCGCAUAAGAGGAAAGAGCGAGAAGAAAGUGGCAAUGUGGAUGAGAAGAGAGCUAGAAGUGGACAUUCGAGGGAUAAGGAUGAGGAGAGAAGAGAUAGAAGGAGGUUUGACGAUAAUAAAUCAAAGGAGACUCAUGAACAAAGGAGGGGAACUGGAUCUCAAAUUAAAGAUGAUAAUGCCCAGGAUGACGCUGUUGGUUCCAUUGCUAAGGGUGUGACAAUGGGAUCAUACAAUGUGACGUCAAGGACUUCGCCUGAUAACUGUUUGGCUCAUGGUGAUUCUCCAGCUACCAAGGUAUCUUCGCUUACUACCACAAAAGAUAAGGGAGUUAAUAUUAACGGAUCUCAUCAAGUUCCUGGGAAAUCUAGUACAGAUGGGGCAGCUUCUGGUGCUGGCAAGAGUGGGAGCUUAUCCCUUGAUGCUUUAGCAAAAGCGAAGAGAGCUUUACAAAUGCGUAAGGAGUUGGCUGAAAAGUUUAAGAAGAUACCCGCACUAAACAAGAACAAGGGUGCCAACUUUACGAGAGAGGGAAUUCCAGAGGUGGGACCCAAGGAGAGCCUUCAACCUUCAGCUAAUGCAGGGAUUUUUCCGACUCCAGUUGCAUAUUCUGAUUCAGCACCAAGUACAUCAAUUUUGGCUGCUGCAGCUUCUACAAAUCCACCACCCAGUGGUUUGCCUCAUCUCUCAGGGCUCACAGCACAGAAAUAUGAAGCGGUAAAGCGUGCACAGGAGCUUGCUGCUAAGAUGGGAUUCCGACAGGACCCAGAGUUUGCUCCCCUUAUAAACAUGUUUCCUGGGCAAAUGCCACCAGAGGUUGCCCUUCAGCCAAAGCCUGCAAAAGCUCCUGUUCUUCGAUUGGAUGCCCUAGGCAGGGAAAUUGAUGAGCAGGGAAAUAUUGUCAAUAUGUCUAAGCCAUCUAGCACCCUUAAGGUGAACAUCAAUAAGAAGAAACAAGAAGCAUUUCAAAUUCUCAAACCUGAAUUAGAGGUUGAUCCUGAGAAAAAUCCCCAUUUUGAUCCAAACAUGGGCAUUGACAAGAACAAAAUAUUGAGGCCCAAGAGGAUGACAUUUCAGUUUGUGGAGGAAGGGAAAUGGUCCAGAGAUGCAGAAAUAAUCAAGUUAAAGAGCCAAUUUGGUGAAGCAAGAGCCAAAGAGCUGAAGGCAAAACAAGCACAGUUGAGCAAGGCUAAAGCAGAGCCUGACAUAAAUCCGAAUCUCAUUGAGGUAUCGGAAAGGGUUAUCACCAAGGACAAGCAAAAGGAGCCUAUUCCUGAAGUUGAGUGGUGGGAUGCUCCUCUGUUACGAUCUGGUACUUAUGGUGAUGUAGUUGAUGGUAACAUAACUAAUAAACAGUUGAAGAUUGAAAAGAUCACCAUGUAUGUUGAACACCCUCGCCCUAUUGAGCCUCCUGCUGAACCAGCUCCACCUCCUCCCCAGCCAUUGAAACUAACCAAAAAGGAGCAAAAGAAACUUCGAACCCAGCGAAGACUGGCCAGGGAGAAAGAAAGACAAGAAAUGAUACGUCAAGGCCUGGUAGAACCACCAAAGCCUAAAGUUAAAAUGAGCAAUCUAAUGAAAGUUCUUGGCUCAGAAGCCACACAGGAUCCUACAAAGCUUGAAAUGGAGAUUAGAAGUGCUGCUGCUGAGCGGGAGCAGGCUCAUGUUGACAGGAAUAUUGCUCGUAAGCUUACUCCUGAUGAGCGUCGUGAGAAGAAAGAGAGGAAACUUUUUGAUGACCCAAAUAUCGCUACGGAGACUAUUGUUUCAGUAUACAAAAUUAAUGACCUCUCCCACCCACAAACUCGCUUCAAGGUUGAUGUUAAUGCUCAGGAGAAUCGCUUGACCGGGUGUGCAGUGAUCUCAGAAGGUAUUAGUGUUGUUGUAGUUGAAGGUGGGAAAAAAUCAAUCAAGCGAUAUGGGAAACUUAUGCUUAGGAGAAUUGAUUGGGCAGCUGCUGUUAAGAAAGAAGAUGAUGAAGGUGAAGGUGAAGGUGAAUAUGAAGAUAAGCCUCUCAACAAGUGUGUGCUGGUCUGGCAAGGGAGCGUUGCUAAAUCAAGCUUCCAUAGGUUUUUUGUUCAUGAGUGCAGGACUGAGGCUGCUGCUCGUAAAGUUUUUGCUGAUGCUGGGGUUCCUCAUUACUGGGAUCUUGCUGUAAACUUCAAAGAUGACGAAUUUUAAUUUAUUUGAACGUCCUUCCGUCUCUGCUAAACCUGAUUUUUCUAGUCUCUUGCUGUUCUAUUGCAAUUGGAUUGCUCCUAUUGUGGAAUGAUGUUGAAGAAAAGUGAACUUUCUAAGGACAGUUGUAAUUUCGUGUUCUUAAAGGAGCACUUGCUUGCUGUCCAAGGCAGGCCUGUCCAGUGGAUGGUGUCUACUAUUUUGAGUAGAUUCUACUUGUUUAUCAAGUACUCCAACUACUUGUAGUUCAAAGUACACCUGUUCGUUUUUGUCCAAUGUGUAAUAGCUACUUUUUUCCGAGCUGAGGUAGUGUAGUGCAUAACUCCAUCAGCAUCUGAUGACUGACUAGGUGGUCGCUGCCUAAAGGGUGAAGUCGGUAUGGAUGAGUGCUUGAAGCUGUAUGGUUGCUAUAAAUGUCUGUCCUUUUCUUUGUUCUGAUGCAAUGUGUUGCUUCCGUUUGUUCCUGAUAUUACUCAUUUGAUGUGACAACUGUGCAUUUGCCUUG
This is a messenger RNA of Lycium ferocissimum, 2999 nucleotides long. Its product is annotated as protein RDM16. Gene Ontology annotation, cellular component: U4/U6 x U5 tri-snRNP complex. The transcript is spliced from 6 exons. The coding region runs from base 155 to 2497 and encodes 780 amino acids. The record is from RefSeq and is a predicted model, not a curated record. Lineage: Eukaryota; Viridiplantae; Streptophyta; Magnoliopsida; Solanales; Solanaceae. Gene Ontology annotation, biological process: mRNA splicing, via spliceosome.